AUGGUGGUGGACACAGGCCCUUCGGCGAAGAAGAGACGGCCCGAGCGAGCGGCAGAAAGACACCGUCGACACCUUUCAGCUGCUUAUUCCAAUAGAACCGCACUGGAGGCCCGACCCGUUCGCCACUAUCGACGCUCAAAGCACAUCCGUGGGCGAAUGGCGCCAGCUUGGGACACACGCAUUCAACCGCAUUCGUGGACCGAUCUUGUUCAGCCGCCGUAUUGCUGCGCCGUGAUCAUCGUUCGGCACGACUUGCCUUUUGGAAAUCAGCAGGUUGCCAAUGGCAUGCUGCACUGCACUGCACUGCAUCAAAGGCGCGUCACGUACAAGUAUGAGUGGCCAGUAGAGAGAGAUCCAUUCUACCCCUUAGGUAGCUUGUCCGUUGCGAUGCCCGUGGUUUUGGAAGCCAUUCUGCCUCCAUCGAAGCCCUGCCUGCCUGCCUGCCUGCCUGCCGGCAGCCUGAGCCAGCAGUAUAGAAGAGGCGCAAGGCUGCAGAACGACUCCGUAAUGCUCGAAUGCAAACCGAACAAAGGGAAAUAG
Trichoderma citrinoviride is the source of this 540-nucleotide messenger RNA. RefSeq lists its product as hypothetical. The record is from RefSeq and is a predicted model, not a curated record. The transcript is spliced from 3 exons. Bases 1 to 540 code for a protein of 179 amino acids. NCBI's taxonomy places the organism in Eukaryota, Fungi, Ascomycota, Sordariomycetes, Hypocreales, Hypocreaceae.